AUGAGGUUAUUACUGCCCUCCAUCCUGCUUGUUGUCUUUCUUUGGACUGCAAACGCGAAAACUUUAAUCUCAGAAGCAUAUUUUAUCGAGGUAUCUAACUGUAAUCAAGUGGAAAAUAUUGAUGCUGUUCUUGGCCUUGAUUCUAUAGAUAAUAUAAACAAACCCUGUGCUAAAAUCACGGCACAGAAAAUGCAAAUCCAUAAUCCAGGAUUGCAGCUAUGGCGUUAUAAGGAUAGCCGCUUUUUUUCUCUUGCUUGUGGACCCAAAUCUUAUGUGAUUAGUCCAAAAAAAGCUGAUGUUGAUGAGAAUGGAGUUUUUAUCCUUGACUCUGCCAAGCCUAUCAUUGCGGUUGGUAUUUAUGAGUAUAUUCAAAAUUGCAAAUAUCAGAAAUUUAUUUAUGACAAUGAGAAAAAGUCAAUAUUCAAUCCAUCCUACCAAAAAUUCUUAACGCUUCCAUCCUUUAAAGACAAGGACAAUAUUGUAAGAAUGCAGUGCUCAAGCGAUAUCGAAUUUACACUCAGGCCUUACGCUGACCUAGUUUUCUUUAUCUACAAUCCGAUUACUGAAGUUGUCUUGAGAGCCGGGACUUCAGAUAAGCGUAUUUAUGCAGAGAAGGUUGCUAAAAACUUUGAUAAGCUGAUCAACUGUCUUCAGGUGCUUUGGUAUUCCGACAAAUCUUCUCCAAAUGUUUUCCGAUCUGCAGUUACUGGUGAUGUUUUAAAUGUCCGAGAAAAAGUUACAAAAGACAAGAAAGCAGACGAUGAUUUAAAUUAUGACUCCGAUGAUUCCUCUGAAAAUGAAGCUCUAGUUGUUCUCGAUCCAUUCUCAUCCGCAAAAGUCGAGUCUUUUGGGCUUUUUUGGGAUAAAACACAAUUUGGUAGCACUUGCUAUGGUAUCAUAAGUCCAGAAUCCAACACAUGCGACCCGGUGAAGGCCACGAGUGCUGUUAAAAAUAAGAAGCUUAAGACUUGGAUUAAAGUUCCCUUGUCAGAUGUCGUAAAAAACCGCGAAUCUAUUCGUCAAUGGAUUGCUAUCCUCAAGAAAAACGCUAAUGAUGAGAUUAAUGAUAGCACGUGUAAUUCUAUUGACUUUGAAAAUUUCAAAUCUCCUAACACUUGCCAAAUCACUGCCAAGGACUUGGAAAAUGCAAUUAAUCCAAACAAGAAACAAGACUCAAAGGAGUCUAACGUUACUGUUAAUGGAAAACCUAUUAAAGGCGGGCGCUAUAAAGGGGAAUAUAUUAUCACGGGUAAGGAAUAUGGUGGGAUAGACUGCUAA
Molecule: messenger RNA, 1278 nt
Organism: Mitosporidium daphniae
Lineage: Eukaryota; Fungi; Microsporidia
Exons: 1
Coding region: 1-1278 (425 amino acids)
Source: RefSeq, a predicted model, not a curated record